Anopheles cruzii is the source of this 2708-nucleotide messenger RNA. Its product is annotated as facilitated trehalose transporter Tret1-2 homolog. The coding region runs from base 40 to 1536 and encodes 498 amino acids. Gene Ontology annotation, biological process: transmembrane transport. Gene Ontology annotation, molecular function: transmembrane transporter activity. The record is from RefSeq and is a predicted model, not a curated record. Gene Ontology annotation, cellular component: membrane. NCBI's taxonomy places the organism in Eukaryota, Metazoa, Arthropoda, Insecta, Diptera, Culicidae. The transcript is spliced from 3 exons.
GUGUUUUGUUUGUACUUCUGGUGUUGAAUAUCGGUAAACAUGGCCACCGAAAGAUCAUCUACCAAAGCGGCACUAAAGCAGACGCUACUGUCUCUGUCGGUUUCGCUAUCGUACUACUGCAUCGGGCUGGUCCGGGGAUACUCCGCACCGGCGGUACCGUCAAUGCAGGACACCGUGCCCGAGCUGCUGCCCACGAAGAAUAUUGCGUCCUGGGUCAGCUCGAUACCACCGUUCGGGGCGUUCUUCGGCAGUCUGGUGGCGUUUCCGUUGAUGCACCGAAUCGGCCGCAAGUACACGGUGCUAAUCGCUUCACCGCUGUGGGCCACGUCCUGGGUGCUGGUGGCCACCGCCACCGACUGGCACGUGCUCUUUGCGGCCCGCAUGAUGAUGGGCUUUGCCGCGGGCCUGUCGCUGCCGGCGGCCCAGGUGUACGUGACGGAGUGCAGCGAUCCGAAGAUACGCGGCGUCAUCGGGUCGCUACCGGCCUUGGCCAUGUCGUUCGGCAUUCUGGUGAUGUACGUCAUGGGCAAGUUCUUCGAGUGGCGGCAGCUGGCGUGGAUCUGUUGCGGGAUGUCGUGCUGUCUGUUCCUGGCCGUGGCCUGCUUUCCCCAGAGCCCGGUGUGGCUCAACACUAGGAAGCGCUACGAAAAAGCGCACACCUCAGCCAAGUGGCUUCACCUGGAGGGAUUCUCGUUCGAUCCAAAAGCCGCCAUCGGCCAGGGGGUGAUGUCUGCGUCGGCGAAGACCCAGGACCAGGAACAUGGCCACCCACUGGCAGUGCCUCCGAAGCCGUACUCGCGCGAAGCACUGCUACGGAGAGAGAUUCUGAUCCCGCUAGGCAUCGGCCUGACGCUACUGUCGAUCCAACAAAUGAGUGGCAUCGACGCGGUCAUCUUUUUCACGGUGGAAAUCUUUCGCGCGGCCGGAACCUCCCUGGAUAGCCAUCUGGCGACGAUCAUCGUGGGCACGGUGCAGGUGCUAAGCAAUCUGAGUGCCCUGUUCGUGGUGGACCGAUGCGGGCGCAAACCGCUACUGAUCCUGUCCGGUGUCAUCAUGUGUCUCGCCAUGGCCUCCAUGGGGGUCGCUUUUCACCUGAACUCGGCCGGUAACACGGACUUUGGCUACCUGCCGGUCGCGAGCUUAAUCGUGUUCAUGAUCGGCUUCUCGAUCGGUUUCGGAAGCAUUCCGUUUCUGCUAAUGGGCGAGCUGUUCCCGACGGCACAGCGUAGCCUGCUGAGCUCGCUGGCCGGAUCGUUCAAUUUGGCCAUGAUGUUCACCGUCAUCAAAACGUACCAUCCACUGGAAGAGCUGAUCACCACCUCGGGGACGUUCCUGAUGUACAGUGUGCUGUGUGCGCUCGGGGUCGUAUUUGUCAUCACCUGCGUGCCGGAAACGAAGGGGCGAGAGCUCGAGAGCAUACAGAAGCUGUUCGAGCGAAAACCAAAGACACCCACAGACGUCGAGCGGAGCGGCAAGCGUGGCCACGACAACCCGGCCAUCACAGUGGCCGACGAGCGGGACGACACGAGGCUAUAGGCGAGACGAUCAUCACGUUAUUUAGUUUAAGAAUAAACCACCAUCUCACCAUUUAUAGUCAACUCACUGAUACACUGAUUAGCGUUUAUUGCACAUCAAAACUAAAAUGACGCGCCGUGGCGCGGGAUAUUGUAAAACAUUAAGGACACGUCGUUGCCGUCUGGUCCGCCCCCCCAAACCGGGAAUGGCACCAGAACAGUACGUUGGAAAAUGAGAGAUUAAAAGCAUCCAAACAAAAUGAAAUCUAAUCUGACAAAACAAGGACAUUAUAUCGACUAGGCGGUAGCCUAUUGGACGAGGAAGUAGUAGUAGUUUUUGAAGAUCAUCGGUGCGGUUUCGUCCGAGAUAAAGUUACGGUCGGGGCGCUUCGAGCCGUACGGAUUGACGGUCGGCCCUUGGAUGAUCUGCAGCGGGCGCACCGAUUCUUGGACGAGCCGCUGCAGAUCGAGCGGAGACUCGAGCUCGGUGUACGAGGUCACCACGAUCGGACAGCCGGCCCCGGUGGCAUCACGGAUGGUACGGGGCCACGAGUCGACGCCCGCGUAGCCGGUGGUACGGUGCAGGCCGGGAUUGAAGAAACAGAUCAGAUCCGGGGCCCGGUAGCGCUGCGGCGAGCUGCGGUACUCGUGGUACAUCAUGCGACUCUGGAAAUCGAACGCUACCACGCGACACUUCAGCCGACAGGUGCGACACAUUCUGAGAGCAAAUAGAAAGAAACCCGGCAUUAGCGAGGUGGUGCGCACUCGAUGGCGGUGGACUCCGGACUUUCCGCAGACCGGGUUCCGGUUCGGCUCCUUGUUCUGGGGCUUUGGCCGCUCCUGACCGUUCCGGGACUUACCUUGCUCCAUCCCAACACGGGCGACCGUUACAGUACGGGCGAAUCCUACCUGUGCCUAUCUGCUAUGCUCGACUGAUUUAGCCAUAUCCGUGCGUGCUAGAAAAGGAGCUUAGAUUAGCCACGUGUAGCCACGUGUGUAGUAGAGUGGAUGAACGAAGGUGCAUAUCUGUGUACUGGACGGGGAAGUGUACGGUUGAAAAGGACGGAUGGAUGGAUGGCAUCUUAACGGAUGUGAUGAAUAAUUUGCUUCGGAACCCAUCUUCCAUUGUUAUCUACUCUUUCGCCAAUUCGGAUGCAUCUCUAAAUACUGCUCGGUGUUAGGUGAUUUAGGAAU